UUUAGUCUCCCUCCCUCCGCGUAGGAGAAGCUUCUCCGAGACUUGUCUCUCUGAUUUGAUUUGAUUUGAAGAAGACGCUUGAUCGAGAAAUUUCUCUGAGAUUCAUUCAUUCAUAAACAAGGGGUUUUACAGAAUUUUUAUUAUACAGAGCGAUCUGGUUUUGAAAAAAAAUAUGGGUAGCCCAAAGAAGAACGAGAACAAGGGCUUCUUCGCCGCCAUGACUUCUGGCUUCUCCUUGUUCGGUAGCGCCAUGCCGAGAUCCGUCAACGAGUCGCCAAGUAAUGAAGGAGUUGAGGUCAUAAAUCCUGAUGGUGGCAAGGAAGAUGCAGAAGAGGAAGCUCAUAAAGGAAGGUGGAAGGACGAGGAACGAGAUAGUUACUGGAAGAUGAUGCAGAAAUAUAUAGGUUCGGAUAUUACGUCAAUGGUGACUCUUCCUGUUGUUAUAUUUGAGCCUAUGACUAUGCUCCAGAAGAUGGCUGAGAUACUGGAGUAUUCCCACUUGUUGGAUCAAGCAGAUGAAUGCGAGGAUCCAUACGUACGUUUAGUGUAUGCUUCAUCAUGGGCUAUAUCUGUUUACUUUGCUUUCCAACGAACUUGGAAGCCAUUCAAUCCUAUUCUUGGGGAGACAUAUGAGAUGGCCAACCAUGGUGGAAUUUCUUUUAUUUCUGAGCAGGUUAGCCAUCAUCCUCCAAUGAGUGCUGGUCAUGCAGAGAACGAGCACUUCACUUACGACAUCACAUCAAAGUUGAAAACUAAACUUUUGGGUAAUUCUGUUGAUGUUUAUCCUGUUGGAAGAACUCGUGUAACCCUCAAAAAAGAUGGUGUGGUUCUGGAUUUGGUGCCGCCUCCCACUAAGAUUCACAAUUUAAUAUUUGGAAGAACCUGGGUUGACUCACCUGGGGAAAUGAUCAUGACAAAUUUAACAACUGGAGACAAAGUUGUACUUUAUUUCCAGCCAUGUGGAUGGUUUGGUUCUGGCCGUUAUGAAGUUGAUGGCUACGUUUACAGCGCAGCUGAAGAACCAAAAAUCAUGAUGACAGGAAAAUGGAAUGAGAAAAUGAGCUACCAACCUUGUGAUGCUGAAGGGGAACCUCUUCCAGGCACAGAGCUGAAAGAGGUGUGGCAUUUGGCUGGUGUCCCCAAAAACGACAAAUUCCAGUACACUCACUUUGCUCACAAGUUAAACAGCUUCGACACUGCGCCUGCUAAGCUCUUGGCUUCAGACUCGCGUCUACGUCCUGAUAGAUAUGCUCUUGAGCAGGGUGACCUUUCUAAAGCUGGUGCCGAGAAGCACAGCCUUGAGGAGAGACAAAGGGCCGAAAAGAGGACCAGAGAGACAAAGGGACAAAAGUUCACACCAAGAUGGUUCGAUCUAACGGAUGAGAUAACAGCUACACCAUGGGGAGAUAUUGAAAUAUACCAAUUCAACGGGAAGUACAAGGAACAGCAAGAGACAGAAGCAGGGAGCUCCAAUGAAACGGACCUCAAAUCAAUCGAGUUUAAUCCUUGGCAAUAUGGUAAUAUAUCAACCGAAUGAGGUAACACUCUUAUAGGUUAAUAAGAAUGCUGUGGUACAUGGACUCUCUUGAAAGUGAGUUCCAUGUAGGUUUUUAACUUUGUUCCAGGGUGAAAGAAUUCUGAUUUAUGUAGUUUUGAGUGAUAAAGAAAAAAAAAACAUUCAAAAUUGUGUUUCUCUCUCAUUGUAUCUUUGUUUUCUAUUUCGAUCAGAAGCAAUUAUGUUUGAUGACAAAAAAAAAAAAAAGCAAUUAUGUUUAUUACGUUAUUAAUAGAGAGAUAUGUGUUAUUAUACUUUA
Molecule: messenger RNA, 1814 nt
Organism: Capsella rubella
Lineage: Eukaryota; Viridiplantae; Streptophyta; Magnoliopsida; Brassicales; Brassicaceae
Product: oxysterol-binding protein-related protein 3C
Exons: 10
Coding region: 173-1537 (454 amino acids)
Cellular component (GO): cytosol; intracellular membrane-bounded organelle; membrane
Molecular function (GO): sterol binding
Source: RefSeq, a predicted model, not a curated record